Molecule: messenger RNA, 4416 nt
Organism: Acinonyx jubatus (cheetah)
Lineage: Eukaryota; Metazoa; Chordata; Mammalia; Carnivora; Felidae
Gene: PDE7A
Product: phosphodiesterase 7A
Exons: 13
Coding region: 1441-2814 (457 amino acids)
Molecular function (GO): 3',5'-cyclic-AMP phosphodiesterase activity
Source: RefSeq, a predicted model, not a curated record
AGGCUCAUGUCCUCUCGCCUGGACCUCUGCAGUGGCCUCUUAACUGCCUGGCCAGCUCUACCCCACAGAGCUGUCCUUGACCAAUACCUGCUGAAGCUCUUUAGGGUAGCUUUCAGGAUGAAGACCAAACACCUUCACGUGGACUCCGCUUUGGCUCGCCCUGGGUUCUAGUCACCCCUGUUCUUGCCAUCUCUUCUUACUGUGCUUUGUUUCAUCAGUUCCUUGGCCAUCAUGUGUUGUGGUGUCUACACAGAUCACUCUUCCUGUCCUCUUCAUGUUCUUGCCCCUUCAUUUCAGCUCAGGGACAUUUCAGGAACUGUGGGAAGAAGACCCUCACCUCUCAAUUAGGUCAGAUCCAGGCUGUGUUGGCAGUUCUUACCUCCACUUCAUUGUGGACACUUGUUACAUGUGCAAUUUUGCACUUAUUUUUGUAGACUUUGGUUACAGGAGACUGACAAAACCGUAAGCUUCUCAAGGGCGGGAGCCAUUUCUGUUUUCACUGGGUGAUGAUGCCCUUGGCAUCUAGCACAGGGCCUGGUGCAUAGGAGCAGCGUAGUAAGUAUUUGCAGAAUACUUGGAUGAAAGUUUCAGGAAAGACUUUCUCAGCAGUACUACCUGCAACCUGCUGGCUGCUAUGAGGUCAUGAAGGUGGAUGAAUAUAGGCACACUUGGCUAAUAGAGAGUUCACUCACCAGCCAAGAAAAGGCGACAUGUAGUGAAAAAUAUUGUAAUUAUAAGCAAGAUGGCAUUUAGGACGUAGAAAUAAUAUACUUUUAAUUGUCUGAAAAUGCGCUGUUAGACUGGCCUUUGUCAAUAAAUGCUAAAUGAGUGAAUUAUAAUGUUAAAUAGGGCCGGCAAUAUUUAUGAAAGACUCUAACAUUCAUAAAGUAAUCCUAGCCCUAAAGGAAAUCAAAAGUCAAACAAAUUCAGUGUUAAAAGUUGAAAAGAAAGAAUAAAAUGCAUUAAUAUUUUUAAAUGCCAGGACAUUAUACUUGUGAAGCUUGUCUAUGUGAAAGAAAUUAGGAAAUUUUUUGUAUUGCUAAACAUUUUUGGGAAGUUGUGUCAAAGCACUCUGUUUAGUAUUCAGAUGUAGAAGUCUUUGGGGCUAGCCCGAGACCUCUUCUGUCUACAUUUUGUGAGACUUUUAGGUCAGCUCUCACUAAGGUUUUUCCUUUCCUCUUCCAACAUUACUUCUGCUCUCCCCCAACCCUGGGGUUGUGGCAUUAAGCACGCGCUGGGUAGGAAGGCUGGCUGGCAGCGCCUUCUCAGAGGAGUCAGGUGAUCGUUGUUUGAAGGCAGCUGCUUGAGGUUCAAGGCAGUCAGUGUCCCCUCUCUUCUGCCUCCGGACAGCUGGUUAUUAUCAAACUCGUAAUAAGUCUUCCUUACUCAUUGCCUGCUGGAAGAGGAGGGAGAUUAUGCAGUGGGCUUUUGGUUGAUCCAAUGGGAAUUACAUUGAUCUGGUGUCUGGCUGUGGUUCUUAUCAAGUGGAUCGCCUCUAAGAGGCGUGGAGCGAUUUCCUAUGACAGUUCUGAUCAGACUGCAUUGUACAUUCGUAUGCUAGGAGAUGUACGUGUAAGGAGUCGGGCAGGAUUUGAAUCAGAAAGAAGAGGUUCUCAUCCAUAUAUUGAUUUUCGUAUUUUUCAUGCUCAAUCUGAAAUUGAAGUUUCUGUGUCUGCAAGAAAUAUCAGGAGGUUACUAAGUUUCCAGCGGUAUCUUAGAUCUUCUCGCUUUUUUCGCGGUACUACUGUUUCAAAUUCUCUAAACAUUUUAGAUGAUGAUUAUAAUGGACAAGCCAAGUGUAUGCUGGAAAAAGUUGGAAAUUGGAAUUUUGAUAUCUUUCUAUUUGAUAGACUAACAAAUGGAAAUAGUCUAGUAAGUUUAACCUUUCAUUUAUUUAGUCUUCAUGGAUUAAUUGAGUACUUCCAUUUAGAUAUGAUGAAACUUCGUAGAUUUUUAGUUAUGAUUCAAGAAGAUUACCACAGUCAGAACCCUUACCACAAUGCGGUCCAUGCUGCAGAUGUUACUCAGGCCAUGCACUGUUACUUAAAAGAACCUAAGCUUGCCAGUUCUGUAACCCCUUGGGAUGUCUUGCUGAGCUUAAUUGCAGCUGCCACUCAUGAUCUGGAUCAUCCAGGUGUUAAUCAACCUUUCCUUAUUAAAACUAACCAUUACUUGGCAACUUUAUACAAGAAUACCUCAGUACUGGAAAAUCACCACUGGAGAUCUGCAGUGGGAUUAUUGAGAGAAUCUGGCUUAUUCUCACAUAUGCCAUCAGAAAGCAGGCAACAAAUGGAGACUCAGAUAGGUGCUUUGAUACUAGCCACAGACAUCAGUCGCCAAAAUGAGUAUCUGUCAUUGUUUCGGUCCCAUUUGGACAGAGGUGAUUUACGCCUUGAAGAUGCCAGGCAUAGGCAUUUGGUUUUACAGAUGGCUUUGAAAUGUGCUGAUAUUUGUAACCCAUGUCGGACCUGGGAAUUAAGCAAGCAGUGGAGUGAAAAAGUAACAGAGGAAUUCUUCCAUCAAGGAGACAUAGAAAAGAAGUAUCAUUUGGGUGUGAGUCCACUUUGUGAUCGUCAGACUGAAUCUAUUGCCAACAUCCAGAUUGGUUUCAUGACUUAUCUUGUGGAGCCUUUAUUCACAGAAUGGGCCAGGUUUUCCAAUACGAGGCUAUCCCAGACAAUGCUCGGACAUAUGGGGCUGAAUAAAGCCAGUUGGAAGGGGUUGCAGAGAGAACAGUCCACCAGUGAGGACACUGAUGCUGCGUUCGAGGAGUUGAACUCACAGCUAUUACCUCAGGAAAAUCGGUUAUCAUAGCCCCCAGAAUCGUCGGAACAGACUGCCUCCUGCAGGUUUUUAGAAAUGUGAAAUGGGGUCUUGAGGUGAGAGGACUUUCUUGACUGCCAAGGUUUCCGAGGGAAUGAGGCCAGCGUUAUUUAUUCCCAAGGUGUCCUCUACUGGAUCGUGCGACCCCACUUUUUAAUUAUAAGACCUGAACAUACAGCAAUAUGCACUUGGCUUUCGUGUGAAACCUUGAAUAUGCAAAGCCCAGCAGGAGCGGAUCCGAAAGGAGUAACGAAGGAAGUUUUGCAACGUGCCACCAGUUUUUCAAAGCAUUUACUCCUCCAACCGUGAAACUUGAACUGUAUCUUUCAGCAGAAAUCUCUUGGAAUUUAACCAGUCUGACGCAACAUUGUGUAUCUGUACCUUCCACUAAGUUCUCUCUGAGAAAAAGGAAAUGUGAAGUGCCCAGCCUCUGCUGCCUCCUGCAAGACUCGAUGUUUACAAAUCAACUCUGAAAUAUUGGUUCUAAAUUGCCUUGGAGCAUGAUUGUGAAGGAACCACUAAGAAUUUUAAAGAUCAAACUUAAACUGCAGCUCUUUCCCCCUGGUUUGCCUUUUUCUUCUUUGGAUGCCACCAAAGCCUCCCUUUUGCUAUAGUUUUAUUUUGCGCACUGGAAACUGAGCAUUUAUCAUAGAGUACCGCCAAGCUUUCCCUCCAGUGCUGUUUGGCAAUGCAAUUUUUUUUAACUGUUAGUUUCUGAUUUGGGGCGGGAGGGGAAGAACACCAGUGUCCUAGCUGUAUUAUGAUUCUGCAGUGAAGACAUUGCAUGUUGUUUUCACUACUGUACUCUUGACCUGCACAUGCAAGAAACAGGUGGAAUGUUUAAAACACCAUAAACAGCUCAGGGUAUUUGCCAAUCUGAAAUAAAGUGGGAUGGGGAAGUGUGUCCUUCAGAGCAAGGGUACUAAAGUCCCUUUCGCUGCAGUGCGUGAGAGGUAUGUUGUGUGUGGAUGUGUGGACGUAUGUUUGCGUGCAUGUUUGUGCAUGUGUGACUGUGCAUGUGUUAUAUUUAUCCAUGUGGGAAAGGAUUUGAAACGUAAGCUUUUAUUUAUUAUCUUAGAAUGUGACACGGUGCGCAGCCACACUGGGGGAGGGGAAGGUAGGCGAGCUGUAACAGACCGCUCCAGUUGCCUUAAACUAUGCACAAAGCUAAGUGACCAAACUUCUUGUUUUGAUUUGAAACAAGUGCAUUGUUUUCUUGUCCCUCCCUUUGAUGAAACGUUACCCUUUGAUGGGCCUUUUGAUGUGAACAGAUGUUUUCUAGGACAAAAUCUAAGGACUAAUUUUAAACUUCAAACAUUCCACUUUUGUAAUUUGUUUUAAAUUGUUUUAUGUAUAGUAAGCACAACUGUAAUCUAGUUUUAAGAGAAACCGGUGCUUUCUUUUAGUUCAAUUGUAUUUCCCUUGUUACUGUAAAAGACUGUUUAUUGAUUAUGUUUACAGUUCGUUGCAACAGCCAUUUUCUUGGGAGAAAGCUUGAGUGUAAAGCCAUUUGUAAAAGGCUUUGCCAUACUCAUUUUAAUAUGUGCCUGUUGCUGUUAACUUUUGAUGAAUAAAAACCUAUCUUUUCACAUA